CCGGUGGCAUCUGUGGAAUUCCGCGCGGCGAUGGCGGCGGGCGGCAGUGAUCCGCGGGCUGGCGACGUAGAAGAGGACGCUUCACAACUCAUCUUCCCCAAAGAGUUUGAAACAGCUGAGACACUUCUAAAUUCAGAAGUUCAUAUGCUUCUGGAACAUCGGAAGCAACAGAACGAGAGUGCAGAGGAUGAGCAGGAGCUCUCUGGGGUCUUCAUGAAAACUUUGAACUACACAGCUCGUUUCAGUCGUUUUAAAAACAGAGAGACCAUUGCCAGUGUUCGUAGUUUGCUGCUCCAGAAAAAGCUGCAUAAGUUUGAGUUGGCCUGUUUAGCCAACCUUUGCCCAGAGACUGCUGAGGAGUCCAAGGCUCUUAUCCCAAGCCUAGAGGGGCGAUUUGAAGAUGAGGAGCUGCAGCAGAUUCUUGAUGACAUACAGACAAAGCGUAGUUUUCAGUAUUAAUCUCCGAACAUCGCUGAGCUGCCUGGGGAGGACCACUGUGUUCUGGGUGGAUCUGCCUUGCUCAGAGGCAAGCUGGACUUCCUUGGAGGGGACAGUGCGUCUUGUGUUGGAUUAGUGCGCUGUUGAGGCGUGCCUGGAGUCCAUGAUCCUGUGCCUUGAGUGGCGCGGCAGUGUCUGCCGGCUGCCACUUAAGCUUCCUGCGGAGAAGGUUGCGGGGUGAUGAUGUGCAGACCAUGCUAUCAGCUACCUCAUACUGUGGUUUUUGGACCCCACAUUAUUUUUUUAUUCCUAACAUUUCAUGUUUUAAUAUUAAUGUGUUUGUAGUGUUUGAAAGUAAACAAGAACAUAGGAAACUUGUACGGGGAAAAAUAGUCUUACCUAGAUGCAAAAGAAAGAAUUAAAUCAGACCAACUUUGUAUGGAUUCUUGAAGGACAAGAGUGUUGAUGAUGGGAAUACCUGAAGCCAUUGUGCCUAAGGUAAGAUGGCGAGAAUAAAGAUGCUAGCGAGAUGCCUGUGCCCUAUCCUGGGGUCAUUA
Chinchilla lanigera (long-tailed chinchilla) is the source of this 995-nucleotide messenger RNA. RefSeq names its product polymerase (RNA) II (DNA directed) polypeptide D (gene Polr2d). Gene Ontology annotation, molecular function: translation initiation factor binding; nucleotide binding. Gene Ontology annotation, biological process: mRNA export from nucleus in response to heat stress; positive regulation of translational initiation; transcription initiation at RNA polymerase II promoter. Lineage: Eukaryota; Metazoa; Chordata; Mammalia; Rodentia; Chinchillidae. The record is from RefSeq and is a predicted model, not a curated record. The coding region runs from base 31 to 459 and encodes 142 amino acids. The transcript is spliced from 4 exons. Gene Ontology annotation, cellular component: P-body; RNA polymerase II, core complex.